Molecule: messenger RNA, 954 nt
Organism: Tilletiaria anomala UBC 951
Lineage: Eukaryota; Fungi; Basidiomycota; Exobasidiomycetes; Georgefischeriales; Tilletiariaceae
Exons: 3
Coding region: 35-811 (258 amino acids)
Source: RefSeq, a predicted model, not a curated record
GCUCUCGACCUCGGAAUGUAUUUUGCAGCGCUGCAUGCAAAAAAGCGACAGCGCCUUGGACUCAGAUCAAACCUAUGCCGGGCUGCCACGUUCCAUGCGCUCGCUGUUGCAUCUAACGCCUCGACCCGUCCGAUCGAUUCACCGCUCAGGCCUAACGUCGCCACGCCUUUUGGCAACUCCUUUUAUCGUCUGCAGCGUCGCUACAGGCCACGCCGUUGCCACCGACAGUUACCCCUGCUCGCUUGCUUCAUUCGCGUUUCAAACUCAAGAUCGCGCGAACAACAUGUAUCACAUGAAUUUGGACCCGUUCGACAGGCUGCUAGCCGGUAUGCUCCCAUUCCAUCAGUCGUUCCGGCAGAAGCACGCAGCCUUGAUGCAGCGACUCCCCGCCACGCAGUCGAUGUCCCGGUUAGAGCUUUUGUCCUACUUCCAACUAGCCCUUUCCCUGGCGGGGCACCUGGAGGCGCACCACAGAAUAGAGGAGGCAUAUAUUUUCCCAUUGCUUGCGCCUAAGCUGCCUCAAUUUGGCAAAGAACACCUUAAAGAGCACACAACGAUGCACGUAGCGGUCGAGGAGCUCGAAAAAUACAGCAGCGCAUGCAGCAAGGAGCUCAGAUCGCUCAAGGAGAACAAGGAGAAUGACGCAGAAUGGCCAAAAGGCGUGUACGAUGAGGACAAGAUGAAGAGCAUCCUUGAGCACUUGCGGGAUACUCUAUUCGUUCACCUGGCGCACGAGGAGGACAGCCUCAAGGCUGAAACACUCAAGAAGGCAGGCUUCACUGAAAAGGACCUUGCAACCAUUCCCAUUUGAGAGUGUCUCGCGACAUGGGGUCGUGCGAUGUAGAAGGAAUUUUCUAUUGUAUCAUAGCAUUGGUCGCAGCAUUUGGAGAAGACGUACAAGAGGCCCUAUUAUCCUCACUGCGUGUACUUUACAUCCAUCGGAAUGACAGCCGG